This is a messenger RNA of Acanthaster planci (crown-of-thorns starfish), 3339 nucleotides long. RefSeq lists its product as uncharacterized. The record is from RefSeq and is a predicted model, not a curated record. Gene Ontology annotation, molecular function: zinc ion binding. NCBI's taxonomy places the organism in Eukaryota, Metazoa, Echinodermata, Asteroidea, Valvatida, Acanthasteridae.
UCGCCUGUAGGGAGGCAAGAGAAAGAGAGAGAGAAAAAUGUUUGUCGUAAAUAGUACACCAUACUACUCCAUGUUGCACCACCAUCUGCAAUUUGACUAAGGCACAACUGCGAACAAUCGGCCAAUCUAGAUAGGAUUGCAUCACAGGCUGCAAUCCAUUGCUAGUGCAGGUCCACGGUAUUUAAGCGGGGAGGAAGGACAUUUUAUGGGUAGCAGGGCUGUGCUGUAGCACACUCGACCGAACUUGACGUAGUGACCCCGACAGCGCCACAAGCAGCAGGCCAUUGACACACUAGGUUUUUGGUGGGACUCCUUAUCAAACAUCGUGGCAUUAAAAACACAACCGCUUCCGCUGCAAACAUUUAGAGACAUGUCAGAUGUAGAAUCCCAAAGUGACAGCAACCACGCUCCAGAGCUCCAGCAAGCUACGAUUUCAUGCAGCACUGAAGAUAGCCAGCAAAGCACAGACUCUCGCUUGGCAAAACAAGACGGGGACACGGUUGCAGCUGAACCAAAUAAGGAAAUUAAAGCUGCUUCAGCAGGCAAGAAAGUACCCCAGUGUCGUUUCUUUAAAACAACUGGGAAGUGUCGCUAUGGAGACGGAUGCAAGUAUGCCCAUGAGAUCGCAUCAACAGCCCAGGGGGAGGAGGGAUCUGCAGCAGAGACUGGGGCUGGAGGGGAUCACCAACAAGACCCACUGCCAAAAGCAUCUCGAGAGAAGUUGCCAGCCGCUGAGGAGGCAGAGCAGAAGAUCUGUCGCUUCUUUGCCCGCUCUGGCUGGUGCCGCAACGGUAAGAGAUGCAGAUUCCUCCAUGAGAGGGUGAAAGCAGAGCUGUCAUCAAACCGAGACGAAGUUGAUACAUCCAAAGGUGCCAGUGAAGAAAAUCCUGAAGAUGUUACCCAAGACGGGACAUCCAACCGAAAGCCCGAGGGUGAAACAAAGAAGAAAGAAAAGCCGAAGAAAGUGUGUCGGUACUUCAAGGCCGGGCAUUGCAGCACGGGAGAUCGAUGCAAGUUCUUGCAUCCAGAGGUUGAGGGUUCUUUGGGAUCUGAUGCCUCUACCCAAUGUGAGCCUGUCAAGUCCAGGCCGGCAAUGCCACGGCCAGACCCCAUUCGAGACAAAGCCGUCAGCAUGAAGAUCGCAGACCUUGGCAAGGAAGACAUGCUGCAGCUCAGAGAAAUGGAGAUUGCUCAACUGAUAAAGAGAUUCCCAGCCGAUCGGAUGACCCAAGUGGAAACGGAAGGAGCAGAUAGUGUCUUCAGAGUGACCGUUAGCCCCACAGACCCAGACUGGCCCUUUGACAUCACAGACUUUGAGUUUGAGUUAAUGUUUUCUGCCAGCUACCCGGCGGAUCCUUUCGUAGUCUCAAUGCCAGAAGAUCAAGUGCUGCCCAAUGCAGUGCUAACUCACAUGAAGGAGAGCAUUGAGGAAUGGAUUCUAGCCAGGCAUGGCACCAAUCAAAUCGCGGGCAAAGUAGAGUUGAUGUUUCGACCAUUCUUGAGAUGGCUGGACCGAAGUCUGGAGAGAUUGUUCACUGAAGCAGCCAAACAGUUCAAAAAAGUUGUUGACGCCAAGGCAGCAGGCAUAGAAUUUGUACCCUACGCUAAGCAGAAACCGCCUGAACCUCGAGAUAUUACACAGUACUGUGAUGUCAAUCAUCCUGUGGAAGCAGAGGGAGUGAUUGUCACUAAAGGAAAAACUUCUGACCAUAAUCGAGAGACUGCAGGGGAUGCACCCUCAGCUGAUACAGUCAACAGGCUCACUCGCCCUGAAGAAACCAGCAGGGCGAAUGAUGGUAAACUGGACACUGAUGCCACAUCUGAAGACAAACUCAACAGGUAUGCCGACUUGUUCAAUGUCCAGCGUCGAGGGACUGAGAUCAAGUUCAGCCAGAUCGAGCUCUCAGAGAGUGUCUCGACCUUGGUGGCGACCCUGAUCGGGGUCACCAUUCAGUGCGCUCGCUGCAAGAACCACUGUGAUAUCGUCACGCCCCCCAAGCGAGUCAACAUGGCCCGCUGCGGCAAAUGCCAACAUCAACAGUUGCUUACCUACAGGCAGAGCCUCAUACAUCACUUCACAGCAACACUGGGGUUCCUGGACCUCGAAGGCUGCUCGACCUUUGACCUCAUCCUCUCCCAAUGCGAGUUUCUGCUCGGAUGCCUCCAUUGCUCUGAAGAAACUAAAGUACAGGGAAUGCAGUUUGGUCAAACAAGAACAACAUGGUGUGAAAAAUGCCAUACAAAGAUGACUGUGUUUUUGGAGACGGCAAGAUUCCAUCAGCUCCAAGUACAAGCCAUGGAAACACAAGCUGGCCAGAAGGCCCAUGUGAUCCAAGUGAAACAGCUGCGGAACCAGGUGCACCCAGACAUCCAUGAGGGCCAGCCGCUACCAGACAAUGGCACCUGCAAACACUACCGCAAGAGCUUCCGUUGGUUCCGAUUCCCCUGUUGUGGCAAGUGCUACCCGUGCGACGAGUGCCACGAUGACAACGAGCCCGACCACGAGAUGAAGUACGCCACGCGGAUAAUAUGUGGGUUCUGCUGUAAGGAGCAGCAACACAUCCCUGACAAGCCCUGUAUCUCCUGCCAGUCGCUUACCACCAAGGGGCGGACAUCUCAUUGGGAGGGCGGCACAGGAUGCCGCAACAAGAUCAAGAUGAACAGGAAUGACAAGCAGAAGUUUAGCAACUUGAAUAAAACUACUUCCAGAAAGCAACAACGUUUGCAGGGUGACAAAAAAGCCUUGUAAAUAGCCUGCCAGUUACAUUUAGUUAGCAAUUUAGUUGCACAAUAUUUUACCAGUUAUUCAAUCAGCAAGCGUGACCGUAGUAGACAAAAGGUCUUUGUGGAUUUGUAACCACUUAAUUUUGGGAAAUAGUAGGGCUUUAGGUUUUGAGUGCAAAUUUACCUUUCUUAAAAUCAUUUUUUUUAUGAAUUGUGUUUUGUAUUCAUUGGCAUGACUGAAAGGUGAUUUCAAUAUGCGUGGUGAAUUCUGUGUGAUCGAAGUGAGAAACCACCGAUCUUAUGGUUUCCAUUUCUCAGUUCCUUUGUUGCAUAAAAGAGGAAGAUUUAUACAACGCUUUAAUUGACAAUGAUUUCAUCCUUUGUUGAAGUUAUUUUGAACUCAACUGUUAAAAAGAACUAAGCCAAAGACUGUGAUUGUUUUCCAGUGAAUUUAUUUCUGCUUUAUGACAUUUGCAGUUAUGAUUGUCGGGCCAAACAGACCUGCAUGUAUUUUUCCAUGACAGUUGGUCUUCAUCAAACUGUGAAAACACAAAUACCAUGUACAGUCUAUUUCUAUUGAUGCCAAUAUUUGAGCCAAUAAAAUUUGCAAUCACA